Molecule: messenger RNA, 8388 nt
Organism: Rhinopithecus roxellana (golden snub-nosed monkey)
Lineage: Eukaryota; Metazoa; Chordata; Mammalia; Primates; Cercopithecidae
Gene: CDK13
Product: cyclin dependent kinase 13
Exons: 14
Coding region: 1875-6230 (1451 amino acids)
Biological process (GO): protein phosphorylation; positive regulation of transcription elongation by RNA polymerase II; transcription elongation by RNA polymerase II
Cellular component (GO): cyclin/CDK positive transcription elongation factor complex; nucleus
Molecular function (GO): ATP binding; cyclin binding; RNA polymerase II CTD heptapeptide repeat kinase activity
Source: RefSeq, a predicted model, not a curated record
GUUUAGAUAUUAAGGUGAAAGUGGGUGAAGUACUAAGAGGGCAGUCCUCAUUCGCACAAGAUGUUUUGAUUUCAAGGCUCCUGAGAAGUUAUGGAAUUUUCAGUAGUUCCUUUUAACAUUCCACUUAUUCCCUGCAUUGAUUUAAAGCUUUAACAUUUUUUAUUUUAAAGUAAAUAGUGUUACCGAAGCUUGAGCUGUGAUUCCCAAGUCUGUUUUUCAGGAUAAGAAUGCGCCUCACGGAGGUUGCGGUGAGCCGAGAUCGCAUCAUUGCACUCCAGCCUGGGCAACAAGAGCGAAACUCCAGUCUCCAAAAAAAAAAAAAAAAAAAAGUGAGGCCUCGAACUUUGGUGUACGUUAGACAAGUUAAACCAAGGCCAUCUCCGCCCUGUUUCGCGGGAUGUCUUCUCUCCUUUCGCAGUUGUUCCACUUCCAGGGCUUGACUGAAGGUAGGCUACGGGGUGACUGCCUAGCCUAGAAGGCCACCAACAGCAUUAUUUCCCUCGCAGUCUCCAGAGACACUUGUUCUCACUGUGACCUUUCGCUCACCAGGCAGGCAGUGCGGCAUCUGCAGAGGGCCGGAACCGGCACUGCGCGCUGGACGCAAGCAACAGGCACGACGGGCGCGCCACCACGGGGAGAGUCUCAAGCCACAGCAGUGGGCGGCGCACAAAUCCUCUCCUUUCUUUAACCCUUCUUCACAUUGAGUCCCACCCUCGCCGGAAGCCGAGCGGUGUCUACACAUGUCACUUCCGGUGCGGCCCGCCGUCCCCUGGCGGGAGCGAGCACGCCAGUGCGCGGCAACUUUGUUCCCGCCUCUCUUGCCCCGGCCACCUCUCAUCUUCGGCUUUCUCUGAGCGUGACGUCCGGGCGCGCUCCCGGUCGUACGUCAGGGCUGAGGGGGAAAAGCCCAAAGAGCUAGGCGAGGAGGAGGGUUUGUGGAGGUUAGGGCCCAACCAGCAAGUCCCGUGGCUCUCCCUCCUCCUGACGAGGAGCGGAGAGGGAAGGGGAGGAGCGAGCCGGGCCGGCCGCGCACAUCAGGAGCCUCCUCGUGGAGGGGGGGAGCGGAGGAAAAGGGUAGCUCCGCCACCUCUGCUCGCGGCUGUGGCGGCGAAAGAAGAAAGUCAGGGCCCAUACUCACCGCCACAGACUCAGAAACGCCCCCGCCCCCAUCUCCCCGGAAAUAGCCCCCCGCCCAGCCCAGCACACUCGCUGCCCCAACCGAGAGCCGCAGCCCGGUCGCCCCCGCCUCGCCCCGCCCCGCUGCCCAACCCCGCGGGCCGCAGAGUGCGCGAGGCUCUAGGCUGGGAGUUGUUGUCAGGCCCAGGCCACUUCCGAGGCGCCUGCGGUGUGUCGCCGCCACCACAGGAGGACGACGUCGACGCCGAAGAGGGAGGCGGGGGAGGCGUGUUGUUGUCUCGCCCACUCCCCUCCCCUGAACUCGCACCCUACGUCAGGGCGCGAUGGAGUGAAGCGGCGACGAAGGUGGUACUUCCGCGUUGCGCUGCCCGAGCCGAGAGCGCGGCCGAGGCCGCUCCCCCACCCCCGGGGGCACUUGGAGGACUCGGGACUCCCCCGCAGGUCAGCGCCCGGCGCAUCUGGUGUUUUCGCUGCCGAGGUAUAGGACGACGAGCGCGAUCGGGAGCUCCGCCGCCCGGAUUCUUGCUUCUCUGAGGCCCGGAGGCCGCUGCGUACCCCACUGUGACCUGGAACCCAGGGACCCGAGUCCCGACCCGGAUUAUCGUGGCGCGUCUCCCGGCCGGUCCUGGUGCUCGGUGUCCCUCCGCCACCGCUCCCGUUUCCGGCGGGGGAGAUGGCCAGGAUCUGACCUGGGAGGAGGCCGCACCCGCGCCGCGCUCUGCGGCUGGCUCUAGGCGAUGCCGAGCAGCUCGGACACGGCGCUGGGGGGAGGCGGGGGCCUGAGUUGGGCUGAGAAGAAGUUGGAGGAACGCCGCAAGCGGAGGCGAUUCCUGUCCCCUCAGCAGCCGCCGCUGCUGUUGCCGCUCCUGCAGCCGCAGCUCCUGCAACCGCCGCCGCCCCCGCCGCCUCUGCUCUUCCUGGCUGCUCCCGGCACGGCCGCCGCCGCAGCCGCCGCCGCCGCGGCCUCCUCCUCUUGCUUCAGCCCGGGCCCCCCUCUGGAGGUCAAGCGGCUGGCGAGAGGCAAGAGGCGCGCAGGAGGGCGGCAGAAGCGGCGCCGCGGGCCCCGCGCCGGGCAGGAGGCGGAGAAGCGUCGGGUCUUCUCGCUGCCCCAGCCGCAGCAGGACGGCGGUGGCGGUGCUAGUAGCGGCGGGGGUGUGACCCCGCUGGUGGAAUACGAGGAUGUGAGCUCCCAGUCCGAGCAGGGGCUGCUGCUGGGGGGGGCCAGCGCGGCAACGGCGGCGACGGCUGCCGGGGGAACGGGGGGCAGCGGCGGGAGUCCGGCCUCCUCCUCCGGCACCCAGCGGCGCGGGGAGGGGUCGGAGCGCAGGCCCCGCCGGGACCGCCGCAGCAGCAGUGGCCGCAGCAAGGAGCGCCACCGCGAGCACCGGCGGCGAGAUGGACAGCGCGGUGGCAGCGAGGCCUCCAAGUCCCGCAGCCGCCACAGCCACAGCGGCGAGGAGCGGGCGGAGGCCGCCAAGAGCGGCAGCAGCAGCAGCAGCGGUGGCCGCCGGAAAAGCGCCUCGGCCACGUCCAGCAGCAGUAGUAGCCGCAAGGACCGGGACUCGAAGGCCCAUCGCAGCCGGACUAAGACGUCCAAGGAGCCGCCUUCGGCCUAUAAGGAACCGCCCAAGGCCUACCGAGAGGACAAGACCGAGCCCAAGGCCUACAGGCGGCGGCGGUCCCUCAGCCCGCUGGGAGGCCGGGACGAUAGCCCGGUGUCCCACAGGGCUUCUCAGAGCCUGAGGAGCCGCAAGUCCCCCAGCCCGGCAGGAGGUGGCAGCAGCCCCUAUUCUCGGCGGCUGCCGCGCUCCCCGAGCCCCUACAGCCGCCGCCGCUCCCCCAGCUACAGCCGCCACAGCUCCUACGAGCGGGGCGGCGACGUGUCCCCUAGUCCCUACAGCAGCAGCAGCUGGCGCCGUUCUCGCAGUCCCUACAGCCCUGUGCUCAGACGGUCUGGCAAAUCCCGAAGCAGAAGCCCAUAUUCAUCUAGGCAUUCAAGAUCUCGUAGCAGGCACAGAUUGUCUAGAUCCAGAAGUCGUCAUUCUAGUAUUUCUCCUAGCACACUAACUCUGAAGAGUAGCCUGGCAGCUGAAUUGAACAAGAAUAAAAAAGCACGAGCGGCAGAGGCAGCAAGAGCCGCAGAAGCAGCGAAAGCUGCAGAAGCAACUAAGGCUGCUGAGGCUGCUGCCAAAGCUGCAAAAGCUUCAAACACUUCUACACCUACCAAGGGGAACACAGAAACUAGUGCCAGUGCAUCACAAACCAACCAUGUGAAGGAUGUGAAGAAAAUUAAAAUUGAACAUGCACCUUCUCCCUCAAGUGGUGGAACUUUAAAAAAUGACAAAGCAAAAACAAAGCCACCUCUUCAGGUAACGAAGGUGGAAAAUAAUUUGAUUGUAGAUAAAGCCGCCAAGAAAGCAGUCAUAGUUGGAAAGGAGAGUAAAUCUGCUGCUACAAAGGAGGAACCAGUAUCUCUUAAAGAGAAAACCAAACCACUUACACCGAGCAUAGGAGCCAAGGAGAAGGAGCAACAUGUAGCUUUAGUGACCUCUACAUUACCACCGUUACCUUUGCCUCCCAUGCUGCCUGAAGAUAAAGAAGCUGAUAGCUUACGAGGAAAUAUUUCAGUAAAAGCAGUUAAGAAAGAAGUAGAAAAGAAACUCCGAUGUCUUCUUGCUGAUUUACCGCUGCCCCCUGAGCUACCAGGAGGAGAUGAUCUCUCAAAGAGUCCAGAGGAAAAGAAAACAGCAACACAAUUACAUAGUAAAAGGAGGCCUAAAAUAUGUGGGCCUCGCUAUGGUGAAAUCAAAGAAAAAGAUAUUGACUGGGGAAAACGCUGCGUGGAUAAAUUUGAUAUCAUCGGAAUUAUUGGAGAAGGUACUUACGGACAAGUUUACAAAGCCAGGGAUAAAGACACUGGAGAAAUGGUAGCCUUAAAAAAAGUACGUCUGGAUAACGAAAAGGAAGGCUUUCCAAUUACAGCAAUUCGAGAAAUUAAAAUUCUCCGGCAGCUUACCCAUCAGAGUAUUAUCAAUAUGAAGGAAAUAGUGACUGAUAAAGAAGAUGCUUUGGAUUUCAAGAAGGACAAAGGUGCAUUUUAUCUGGUGUUUGAAUAUAUGGACCAUGAUCUGAUGGGACUACUGGAAUCAGGCUUGGUUCAUUUUAAUGAAAAUCACAUAAAGUCAUUUAUGAGACAGCUCAUGGAGGGUCUGGAUUAUUGUCAUAAGAAGAACUUUUUGCAUAGAGAUAUUAAAUGUUCCAAUAUCCUUCUAAAUAAUAGAGGGCAGAUAAAACUUGCAGAUUUUGGACUUGCUCGAUUGUAUAGCUCAGAAGAAAGUCGGCCGUAUACUAACAAGGUAAUUACUUUAUGGUACCGUCCACCUGAACUGCUGCUGGGAGAAGAACGAUACACACCAGCCAUUGAUGUAUGGAGCUGUGGCUGUAUCCUUGGCGAACUCUUCACUAAAAAACCUAUAUUUCAAGCAAAUCAGGAACUUGCACAACUAGAAUUAAUAAGCCGAAUAUGUGGGAGUCCAUGUCCUGCAGUGUGGCCUGAUGUAAUCAAACUACCAUAUUUCAACACCAUGAAACCAAAGAAGCAAUAUCGUCGAAAGUUAAGAGAAGAAUUUGUUUUUAUUCCUGCAGCUGCGCUAGACUUAUUUGAUUACAUGCUCGCCUUGGAUCCUAGUAAGCGCUGCACUGCUGAACAGGCUCUUCAGUGCGAGUUCCUCCGAGAUGUGGAACCCUCAAAAAUGCCUCCACCAGAUCUUCCUUUAUGGCAAGAUUGUCAUGAGUUAUGGAGUAAAAAGCGAAGAAGACAGAAGCAGAUGGGCAUGACUGAUGAUGUUUCCACAAUUAAAGCCCCUAGGAAGGAUUUGUCUCUGGGCUUGGAUGACAGCAGAACCAACACACCCCAGGGUGUGCUGCCAUCUUCACAGCUGAAAUCUCAGGGCAACUCAAAUGUGGCACCGGGUGAAAAACAGACAGAUCCAUCAACACCACAACAGGAGUCUUCAAAACCGUUGGGAGGAAUUCAGCCUUCUCAGACCAUCCAGCCUAAAGUGGAGACUGAUGCUGCCCAGGCGGCUGUGCAGAGUGCAUUUGCAGUUCUGUUGACUCAGUUAAUAAAGGCUCAGCAGUCAAAGCAGAAAGAUGUGCUACUAGAAGAGAGGGAAAAUGGAUCGGGACAUGAAGCAUCAUUACAACUCAGGCCACCUCCAGAACCUAGCACUCCGGUGUCGGGACAAGAUGACCCCAUCCAGCAUCAAGAUAUGAGGAUCUUGGAGCUAACACCAGAACCAGACCGGCCUCGAAUUCUGCCUCCUGACCAACGACCUCCUGAGCCUCCUGAACCACCACCAGUCACGGAGGAAGAUCUAGAUUAUCGGACAGAAAACCAGCAUGUACCCACCACCAGUUCUUCAUUAACUGAUCCUCAUGCCGGAGUGAAGGCAGCUCUGUUACAGCUGCUUGCUCAGCAUCAGCCCCAGGAUGACCCCAAAAGAGAAGGUGGGAUUGAUUAUCAAGCAGGAGACACUUACGUGUCCACUUCAGACUACAAGGACAACUUUGGAUCGUCUUCUUUCUCUUCUGCUCCUUAUGUUAGCAAUGAUGGUCUAGGAAGCAGUUCUGCUCCACCACUAGAACGACGUAGUUUCAUUGGAAAUUCAGAUAUUCAGUCUUUGGAUAACUACAGUACUGCUUCAUCUCAUUCUGGUGGUCCACCUCAGCCUUCUGCCUUUUCUGAGUCGUUUCCCAGUUCAGUAGCUGGUUUUGGAGACAUUUACCUCAAUGCUGGUCCCAUGUUGUUUAGUGGAGACAAGGACCAUAGAUUUGAAUAUAGCCAUGGUCCUAUUGCAGUCCUGGCAAACAGCAGUGACCCUUCCACGGGGCCAGAGAGUACUCAUCCUUUGCCAGCAAAGAUGCACAACUAUAACUAUGGUGGUAACUUACAGGAAAACCCAAGUGGCCCCAGCCUCAUGCAUGGACAGACCUGGACUUCUCCUGCCCAAGGACCUGGAUAUUCACAAGGAUACAGGGGACAUAUUAGCACAUCAACUGGCAGAGGCAGAGGCAGAGGGUUACCAUACUGAGUAUCUGUUUUUCCUCAGGCACAUCAUUUUUAUCUGGAAAGACUUUUCUAGCUGCAAUUUAAGGCAGCAAUCCAAGAGACUUGAAUAAUAAUAAUUCAACAACAGCUUUAUUUUUAUGUGGAGAAGGGUCUUGCAUACAAUAGUUUAAAAAGACAAAAAAAAAAAAAAACCUUUGCUUAAAUUCAUGCUGUUCUAAAAACUAGAUCUGUCGAUUGUACAUCUUCACAAAUUCUAGUUAACAAUUUUAUUUUGUAUUCUUGCAGUUUUAAGUGGAUGCUAAUUUUAGGGACAUAAGCCUUUUAUGGCCCUCUUGCAGAUCUUCUGAACUAUGCACAUUUGUGCUUUUUUUGUAAGUUUGGACCAACUUUUAUGUAACAAACAGCCCCUCCCCACCUCCAGUUUUACAACAAUCAGAAAGGGCACUGAUUUAUUUGGUAUUUUUCUUUUUACAAAGCUACCUUUAGUCAAAGGUCACUGUCAGUCUUUGCACCUGCUUUCAGUGUUAUUGUGAAAGGUGUACUUUGUGCUCAUUUCAGAAAAUAAAACACAACCUUUCUCUUGAUGCAACAGUUUUAUAAGAAAAAAAUGGUCAACGUUAUUUUUGUUUUGUUUUGCAGAUUAUCAUAGCCUAGCAAAAUGCAUUUAAAUGAAAUAGUGGGUUUUAUAUGAAAACUAUGGGUGGGGCGGGGAGGGAAAGUAAGUGCCUUAACAGGUAAGCUUAAGGUCUGAAAAAAAAUAGUUAACUUUUACCCCCAUUUGUCUUUUAAAGGGAAUCAAUGCAUUAAAAAGGCAGGAAGCUCUCAAGUUUUCAGGGGCUGCCUGUUCAGUUCCGGUUAGGUCCAUUCCCUCUGCGUGUCACACUUUCUCCUUUUCUGCCUGUCUUUGGGCUGUGUUACCUUUCACUACUACCUUCUCUUGAUAGGAGAGUGAGAGCGAAGAAAGGGAGAACUGCAAUCAGUACCUUUUGUUUGAUAAGUUCUAAAAAGUUUUGUCAUUUAAAUGGUUGAAAGUAAUAGCUCCAGGAGAAUUUUAGAGUACCAUUUUCUUUCAGGCUGCCAUAUUAUCCCUGUUUCCAGUUGCCAUGGAUAAUUGGAGGGCCAUAGUAUAGAAGCAAGAGUUAAUAACAGAACCUGCAUAAAUGUGUUAAAGUUCAUGGGGGAGGGGUGGCAAAUACCAUAUUUUAAGUUAUGCAAUUGCCAUUUUAAGAAAGUCAAUUCUAUUCACUUGUUAACUAGAAACAUUGCCUAGAUUGAGUUUAUUGAAGCAAAAAGAAAACGCAAUGAGAACUUUUAUCUUCCUUCCUGUCACCUUCUAUAUAGUUGAUUAUGACUUCUGCCAGACUUAGAGCAACAACUUUAGUUCAUUUCAACAUUUUUUUUUUUGUUUUUAUGAAGAGCAUCAAAGAAUGGAGUAGUCCUUAUUUAAACUGUAAUGGUGUCAAGUCUCACUGUGUGCACACUCUCACACAUAUACACACAAUUAUUAUUCUAGAAAGGAACCAAAGGUAAAUAACCAGUGUUUCCAUUAUCACUAAAUGGAAAAAUUGACUGGAAGUUAGAGUUGUGCCAAUUAAUCAUUUUGUUCAUUAACUGUUCUGGUAACUUAUUUUUUUUUUAUUGGAAUCUUAAAUUGGAACAACUGUUACAGAAUGUAUAUUGCUCCAGUUCUAAAGCCAGUUAACCCUGUGCCCUCUAACUUACGAACCUUCAUUUCAAAACAGUAUGUGGGAAGCCCUGUAGUUUGAUAACAGUAAAAUUAUUUUAAAGAGGAUAAUUUACCAUUUUACUACUAUAAAACAGUUGAUAUCAGUUGACCAUUUUAUUUUUUGAUGGACUCUUUGUUGUUGGGAGAAAGAAAUGAAUGGAAGAAAAAAUAUUUUGCUUUUAUUUGAAUAUUGAUUACUAACAACUUAUAAACUACAUUGCAGGAAAUGAAGAAAUAUUUUGAAAUUAGCAAAAUAGCAACAGUAUUCAAGUAUCUGAAAUUUUAAUAUGGUGAGUCUUAGAGCUUUAGACUUUCCUAUAAGUGACAGUAUCUAAGUUAUUCUUAAUAGUCACACUUGAUAAUUCUGCUGACCAUAAGCAGCUAACCUACAAUUGAAGAUAUUUAUGUGACAUGAAUAGCCUGUGUUUUAAAAAUUAAAUAUUUUAUAUAAAAU